CAGUCAAUGCCGUCUCGUAUUCUUGCCAGUGGCCAGCACCAGUCGUUCAGCCUGACGGUAAGUUCGUGUCGACUACACUGAGGUCUGCACGUAGCAACUCCCUUGGGAAGAUAGUGGAGAGAAGUGAUCAUCUUCGUUACCCAAUUUCGUCGUUGGCUAUGUGAUGACUCCUGCCUGACUCUGUCGCUAUCAUUCACGCCCCUAGGCCACUCAUACGCCAUGCCCCUGCCUUUAUUGAUUCUCAGCCUCAAUUCGGAUCGCCCGCUGCCUCCUUGAACACCUCCUCGAUCCAACGUGUCAAACCCGCUAGACAUGGUCUCCUUCCCUCUGUGAGUUACGAACAUACGAAGCGCUGCAAUGUCGGACAACCCGUGCCUGUCCCAUGAAGAUUACACUGUGGGAUGGAUGUGUGCUCUGCCCCUUGAACUGGCUGCAGGUGCGGCUAUGCUCGACGAAGAGCACGCCACACCACCGAAUCAUCCCCAGCAUGACUACAAUACCUACACAUUCGGACGCAUCGGCCCACACAAUGUUGUCCUGGCAUGUCUGCCCGCAGGAGCAAUUGGGGUUACCUCUGCAGCGACGGUGGCGGUGCAGAUGCGCUCCACCUUUCAACGACUCAGGUUCGGCCUCAUGGUGGGCAUAGGUGGAGGUGUGCCCAGCAAAGAGACUGAUAUCCGCCUUGGUGAUAUCGUUGUCAGUUCGCCUACACGAAGGCACGGCGGUGUGACUCAGUAUGACUUUGGCAAGAGGACGCAGGAAGGACGGUUUGAAAGGACAGGCACACUGAACAAGCCCCCCGAGAUAUUACUGAACGCUGUGUCAAACUUGCAUGCAACCCAUUUGCGUAGAGGCUAUGGUUUUAUAGGAUACCUUUCUACGGCAUUCGAUAAAUAUCCAAACAUGGCUCAUGACUUUGCGCGACCAGAUGUUCAGACUGACAUACUCUACGAAGCCGACUAUGAUCACCCCAGAAAGGAUACCGACUGUUCAGGUUGUACCGCUGAGAAGUUGAUCGUUCGGAAUGCCCGUGCCAAAGACACUGUAGUCCAUUACGGUUUGAUAGCAUCAGGUAACCAGGUGAUGCGCCAUGGCGCCACAAGAGACAAGUUGAGACAGGAGGAGGGAGCCAUCUGCUUCGAGAUGGAAGCGGCAGGAUUGAUGGAUAAUUUCCCCUGCCUUGUGGUCCGGGGCAUAUGCGACUACGCAGAUUCGCACAAGAGCAAGAUUUGGCAACCCUAUGCGGCAAUGGUAGCUGCCUGUUAUACGAAAGAACUACUCAACAUUAUCUCUGGAGGACCUGUCACAGACAUGCGGCCGGUCAAAGAAACCAAAAUGUCAGGUGUGUCGACCUUCACACAAAUUACUGCGAGCCCGACCGCAGCGCCAGUGAGAACGGCGUCUCCAGCUCCUAUAAGACACCGGCAGACUCACUCGAGGCCUGACAGGUCCGAAGAUGAUUCCAUCGUCAAUGAAGAAAGACGUUGGCCGGGAAGACGCGAGCAUCAGUUGGCCGACAGAUUGCAUGAAUUGCGGGAUGGUGGUGGUGUUGCUGGAUCUGCAUUGAACUCUGAUCAUACUGAUGAUAGCCGCCAAACGACCUUAACAUCAUCGUCACUCAGAGGGCACCAAGAAAAUCAAGUACCAAGUCUUGCCGAAAAGGACUUGCAGCUGGAUUUCAAGAAAUUCAAGUCAGACCUUACUCCUCGACAGUCCGCAGAUUUCGGCAACGCGACUCUGAAAAGUCUUCGGGUGGUGCUUGUGCGCAUUGAGAAGGAGCAAGCCGAACGAUGGAAGGCAAUGAACCUACCACGAGCUGGAGCGUUCUCAGAACGACUCCAACAGCUUGGAAAUACAUCAAACUUCUCAAUCAUUGGCGAUGUCUUGGCAAACAUAUGGGGCUCCAUGCAGUUUCUUUUACAGGCCACAGCUAGUUCUGUGGAGGCAUUCGAGGCAUUGCUCAAUGCAUACGAGGAGAUAAACAAUGCAAUCAGCCUUGACGGUGAAGACGUUCGGUGGUUGUCCCAGUCUCCCGAAGGAGACAAUGCUCUGGCGAAGGUCUUUGACAACAUCAUGCAAUUUCACAAGCACGUCUUGCAAUUGCUAACGAUUCCAACCUGGCGACAAAUCUUCGCCAGUCUUUGGGAAGAGUUCACAUUUCGUAAAGACCACAUCAUUCACGAUUUACGUCGAUAUCAACAGCUAGUGCGGACCCGUGCAGCUGCUGCUGAGUUUCAUGAACACCAUUGGAAAAGGAAGCAAGCCCUUAGAGAACUGGAUCAGCGCGAAACGCAGAGAAUGGAGGGUCACCUGGCUGCUGUCCUUCGGUGGCUGGGAGGCACUGACAACGACACGGAUCACGAAGAUGUCCGCACGGUGAGACAAAGUUCUCCCGGCAGCGGACAGUGGUUUUUGAAGCAUCCUAAGUUUGUCAGCUGGAGGGAGGAUGAUGUUCCCCAGAACCCUGGUCUUUGGCUAUGUGGUAUUCUAGGAGCUGGCAAGACCGUAUUAGCAUCGGCUGCCAUUGAUGAAUGCAAACAAGCUCAGAAUGCGCAUACGGCUUACUUCUACAGCAGGCACGGCGAUCCUCAACGGACGACCUUUACACCGAUCCUCAAGUCGAUACUCAGACAGCUUGCAACAUCAGACCAGAAACAGAAAUUCCUUCCCUGGUGCCACGACCAAUUCCACCUCGGCAAUCAGCUAUCUCCUUCCGAGAAAGCAUGUCGAACGAUGUUGAGGAUGAUGGUUUUGACCUUAGACAAGAUCUUUCUGAUUAUUGAUGGUCUUGACGAAUGCGAGCAACAGGAUCGGAAGCUCCUGCUAAGCUUUCUGGCUGAACUUGUGUCUGAGUGUGACGUCCAGGACCCAGGCAAACUCCGUGUUCUGCUUGUAAGUCGAGACGAGCCAGACAUUCGCAGGAGUCUUCCCGAUUUCGUCCAGAUUGCUGUAAAGCCUGCUGAUAACGAAAGAGACAUCAAACAUUUCAUCAAUGGUUGGCGUCAAAGAAUCCAAGCCAAAUUCGAAGAGCUUGAGGAAGCAGACCUCGACUAUAUCUGCACAUCCACCUUGAAUCGUGCCGAAGGAAUGUUCUUGUUUGCAAAGCUCGUCAUGGAAAACCUCCACGAACAGGACACGUUGGAAGAUCUUAGGCCACAAUUUUCGCCCGACAACUUCCCAGAGGGGUUUGACCAAGCAUACGCGCGUAUCUUGGACCGAAUCAGCAAGGACAUUAAUCCCGGGAGAUUGGCGACUGCACGGAAGAUCUUGGGAUUGAUGAUUUGCGCCAAGAGGCCUUUGAAGUGGCACGAAAUUCAGUGUGCGCUGUCUACGAAUGCUGCGGACGGGACCGUUGAUUUUGCGCAGCGGCGGUCUCGCACGCACAUCCGAGAGAUUUGUGGAUCCUUGAUCAACGACAUCUCAGGAGACAGACUGGAGCUGGUGCAUAGCACCGCUAGAGCUUAUCUCGUCCGUGCGGCUUUCCUGGAUGCGCGGAGCACAGAGUAUUAUCUUGCCUCUCUGUGCUUGAGCUAUCUCACAUUCGAAUGCUUUGAUGAGGACCUUGACCAGGACAAACGCAAGAACCUUCUGUUACAAGGUUAUUUCGGGUUUCAAGAUUAUGCCGUGACGCAUUGGCCAGACCAUAUGACUCGGGUCAUCACAAUUGGACCGUUGGAGUCUCAACAGGUGUUGGACGACACAGCGCAAUUGGAGUCGUCAGUGGUGAAUUUCGUCGCACAUUACCACCUGGAACAGCAGGAACGGGCUACUGUUGUUGGAGACGCCCAGAAGUGUUCGCAAUGGGCAGAUUCAUCGGCCUUUGACGACAUAUGCCACAUUUGGCACCACAUAGAACUUCAAAGAUCUCGAGGUCUUACCGGCCUGGACGAGAUCAAUCCUAAGCCACUCGAACGCGCCGUCAUGUCGAGCCGAUCCAUCUUGGAGGCUUACACCAGAUUGGUUAACAUUGACGUGACUCUCGUGCAAGAUCUUUUCAUGAAGUAUGGUUCCAACUGGUUCAAAUGUCCAAAAGCGACAUGCUACUAUUUCCAUCACGGGUUCGGGGACCUCAAGUCAAGAGAUUAUCACAUCUCUCGCCAUGAGCAGCCUUUCCGGUGCAAAUUCCCUGACUGUGAAACGGACUACAAGUUGGGCUUCCGUACACAGAAGGAGCUUGACAAACACGUGAGCAUCUAUCACCCCGAGAACGGGAGCAUUGUGGCCACAUUCACACGGCUAAAGCGAGGCCACGAGAAGAGCGAGAAGUCCGACAGGCAGUCUCCUAGCAGGGCCAAAAAUCCGGCCACAUUCGCAUGCGGAAAGUGUCCAAAGCGGUUCACCCGACAAGCGACUUUGAAUGCUCAUAUGUUGACGCAUGCAAACAUGAAGCCUCAUAAGUGCUCCAAGUGUGAGCAAUCAUUCACGCGGCAUAGUGACAGGGAGAGACAUGAAAGAAUACAUUCUGGGGAAAGGAAGUUUGUCUGCCGUGGUGAACUGAAGCACGGUGUUCCAGGAUCGAAUAUCUGGGGCUGCGGUAAGGCUUUCCCCAGAGCCGAUGCCCUUGAAAGUCAUUUCCGUAGCGAAGCGGCACGCACAUGUCUGCAGCCUCUUCGUGAUGAGGAAGAACGCGAAAGACAAUUGCAGUUCCAGAUCGAGCAAAGGAAGGCACUGGGUCUGCAGCUUCCGCUACCCCGACAGCUUGUUGAUUUGUACCCAGAGCUGCGUGGAAGUGAAACUCCCUCUGGGACGCCGCCCGUGUCCGUUGAAGGACCGGACGAAUCGACUCCGGACAUUCCCAAAGAGAGUCUCUGGAAGCCUUUCGCGUCUAGUCCAAUAUCAAGACCAGCUGUUCCCGUGGACGGGACGACACUCUCAGAUAGUCCAGGCGAGGAACUGUUAUGGUCUGACCUUUCGAACGUGAAGCAUGCUAGACCUCAGUCCGAUCAACUCUAGUCAUUAGUGAUAGAAAGGUUUAUACUAUACUCGGUAUCGUCACAUAUGGAAGACUACAAGCUCAACCACGUGAUCAGCACAAAAGUUCCAUCUCUACUGUGUACACCCACUCCAUUGACGCUAGAGAUUUUCUCUCAAGGCAAUGCAAGUGGUGAUUUUGGCUUGUCAGUUGUCAGACUUGACAGACAAAACCCUGUUAUUCUGUCGACAGACAAAUCGUCUUUUUUUGUCAAAAUUGACAAAUUUAGG
Molecule: messenger RNA, 5202 nt
Organism: Exophiala viscosa
Lineage: Eukaryota; Fungi; Ascomycota; Eurotiomycetes; Chaetothyriales; Herpotrichiellaceae
Exons: 3
Coding region: 358-4953 (1531 amino acids)
Biological process (GO): nucleoside metabolic process
Molecular function (GO): catalytic activity
Source: RefSeq, a predicted model, not a curated record